Molecule: messenger RNA, 1031 nt
Organism: Portunus trituberculatus (swimming crab)
Lineage: Eukaryota; Metazoa; Arthropoda; Malacostraca; Decapoda; Portunidae
Exons: 2
Coding region: 421-921 (166 amino acids)
Source: RefSeq, a predicted model, not a curated record
GAAGGAGGAGAAGGAGAAGUAGGAGAUACUGAGGUAGAAGGAGAAGAAGGAGGAAAUGGUGAGGAAGAAGGAGAAGGAGAAGUAGGAGGAGCAACUGGUGAAGAAGAAAGAGAAGAAACAAAUGAUGGAGAACAGGAAACGUCAGCAGGAGGGGGUGGAGGAGAAGAAGCAGAAGGAGCAGGAAAUACCACAAACGAGGCUGAAGAAGGAAACGUUAGAGAGGACGCAGAAGAAAUAUCAGAAAGUGAUGACAAGGAAGCACCCACUGUAGGCAUCACAGAGGGAGGAGGAGGAGAAGUAGCGGGGCAAUUUGAGGUGACCACACUCGCCACACAAUCCUCGUCCACGCUAGAUGCAGCCUUAACCACCACCACAACUUCUACCACCUCUACCACUACCGCACCAACCACAACCAGCACCAUGCUCUCCACCGGCGUCUCCUCGUCCACCACCCCCUCCACGCCCGCGCCACGCACGCCCGGCAGCUACAAUACGGGCGGGAAGUGGUUCUGGCGGGGAAAGAGUGCCACGGGAACUCGUACUGUCCUUUCUUCUGCCCAGCCGCCUGUCAGAAUCCACGGUAACGCCUUCGGAAUGUUCUCCCAGGGCAGUGGUGGCUUGAACAGUAUCCCUGGGGCACCACAACAGAGUAACGCGGCACCUGUCACUGGCUACGGGGUGACAAACAUUGGUCCGUACUAUGAUGGGCCAGGAUUCGGUCCUCCUGGUCCUUUGCUCUUCAGGCAGGUGGCCACCCCACGCCUGACGGAGGGAAGACAGCCGGCCCAGCACCGUCUCACCGCUAGGAUGCGCAAUAAAGCUCAGUUAAGGAAGAGUGUGAGUCGUUCUGGAGCCUUGAAGCGUCAAUCUGUCCCUUCAGUUGCUACUCGUACAAAGAAGGCCUGGACUUGGGGGCGCUGAAAUGAGUUUGCAAGUUCUUACCGAUCUACCCGGCCGUUACGUAUAGGAGAGCUAAUCUUUAUCUCUAGGAAUGCACUACACACCAUCACAAAUAAAUAGGAGCUUCCUCA